UUACAUCCUACAGCAUGGAGGCAGUGCUACGUUCUACAUUCAGUCGAAAUUUUUUGCCCCAUGUACGGAUUUUAGAGGGAAAGUAUGUACAAGGUUUCUUCAGUCAGAUCGGAAGAACAAAAUUUACCUCUUCCCAGAGUCUAAAUCAGGAAUCUGUGGUCGCCAGAGACGACAUUACUGUGAAACAUGACAGCUCAGGGAACAACCGUUUCCCUGCUCUUGACUUGUCAUUUAACAACGCUAGAGAGGCUUACAGAAGCAAAUCAACAGCAGAGAUUGCCCGGGCAUUAUUUGUGUUUAACAUGUGUUCUGUACCCUUUCUUGUAAACCAUAACAAAACUGUGUUAAAAUGGAGCAGACGACUGCUGGGAAAGAAACUAUUUUGCAAGAUUAUGAAGGCCUCAUUUUAUGGUCAGUUCGUGGCUGGAGAGGAUCAAGUUGCCAUUCGUCCAUUAGUCAACAACAACCGUAAAUACGGAGUUAAAUCCAUACUGGACUACAGUGUAGAGGAGGAUAUUUCAUCCAAAGAGGCAAAGGAAGCUGAGAUGAAGAGCUGUACUCCCCCUGAUACAGAUCCUCUUGAUGCACAGAAAUUAAAUACAGACACGUCUCCUGAUGUCCAGCGGUUUGUGGCCCAUGAGGAGUUUGGAGACAGACGAGAGGGGGUGGUUAGUGCUAGAACAUAUUUCUAUGAAGAUGAGGCCAAAUGUGAUGAGAACUUGAAGACAUUCAAAGAAUGUAUUGAUGCUGUGGCAGGUGCUGUAACAGAUGGGACAGGAUUCAUUGCUAUUAAAAUGACAGCUUUAGGCAGACCACAGUUUCUAUUACAACUUUCUGAGGUGAUAACAUCAUGGAGAAACUUCUUUGAGAAAUUUGCUCGAGACAAAACCAAAUUUUCUGAAGACGACUUCAAAAUGACACUGGAGGACAUUGGUGUACAGGUGACACGAGAUGAUGGGAAAAGAUGGUUUGCACUUCUGGAUAUCACCGGUGAUGGAGAAGUGGACCUGCUAGACUGGGAUAAUUUACUGGAUAUAAAUACACAGAUGGGAAAGUACAUGGUUGUCCCAAAUGUCAAGACUGGUGAGAUAGAACCUUUGGUUGCUUCACUCCAGAAAGAGGAAGAGGAACAGUUGAAUCAGAUGUUGUUACGACUGAAUGAAAUAGCAGAGUAUGCUAUAAAGAAGAAUGUGCGGGUGAUGGUGGAUGCUGAGCAGACCUACUUUCAGCCCGCUAUCAGUAGGUUAACAAUUGAAAUGAUGAGGAAAUUCAACAAGGAGAAGGCUGUUAUAUUCAACACGUAUCAGUGUUAUCUAAAGUCUGCAUUUACCUCUGUGAAGCUGGACUUGGAUUUAUCAAAUCGUGAAGAUUUCUUUUUUGGAGCAAAAAUUGUACGAGGGGCUUAUAUGGAACAGGAGAGAGAACGGGCAGCAACCAUUGGCUACCAGGACCCUAUCCAGCCAACAUAUAAUGCUACCUCACACAGCUACCAUAGAGUAGUGGAAGAAAUCAUGAACCAGAUCAACCAGAGACCACGAGGGAAGAUAGCUGUCAUGGUGGCUAGUCAUAAUGAAGAGACUGUCAAAGUGACAGUAGAGAAAAUGAAGGAGAAUAGUAUUGGACCACAUGAUAGAUUGAUCUGUUUUGGUCAACUGUUGGGCAUGUGUGAUCACAUCAGCUUCCCACUAGGCCAGGCUGAAUACUCGGUAUACAAGUAUGUCCCUUAUGGGCCAGUAGAGGAAGUUUUGCCUUACCUGUCUAGGAGGGCCAUGGAGAACAGAGGGGUUCUAAAGAAGGUCAAGAAGGAGAAGAGGUUACUCUGGCAGGAAUUAAGACGAAGGAUUAAAGAUGGUGAAAUACGAUACAAUCCAACCAAGGCAACAGCUUAAAAUUAUAGUGACGAGGAAUCCUGAAAUAAACACAACAUUAAUUCUGGAUUUUGGGCUGUAAUGAAUUGGUACUUUAACCAGUGAUUUCUUUAUUAAUGCUUCAUACUCCAUAGUUUGUAUGGAGUUUUAACUUGAAAAGCAUUGAUUCAUUCUCAAUGAAGAUUCAUGAAGACAACCUGUACCAUAAACCGUGUAUAGUAUGGAACUCUGUGCUCAGAAGAAGAAUGUUUCUAUGCAUAAUGAAGUAUAUUUAUAUAUCCAUGUUCCAUCAUUCCAUGCAUAGUAAUAAUUUGGUAUUUGUACCAUUAGGAGGUACAUUUGAAUAUGCAUGUAACAGAUUUAUUUUUGUGGUGCAUUUGGUCUCUUCAUUUUUGUCUCUUUAACCUGAGAUUAUGCUCAGUGAAUUUAUUUUUUAAGCCAUGAGAUAUUUAUUUUAUGUUUGAUAGUUAAAUAUUUUUAUAUCUUUAGAAAGUUGUCAUAUACCACUUUAUAAUGUUGAAUCUCAGUGAAUUUUCCCUCAAUACUCUAGAGAUAAGUAUAGCCAUGCAUAUGUUUGUUAUGUUGCACAUUUUGUUGCUUGAUGAUAGUGUCUCAUAUUAGUAAAGCCGGUAUGAGAUUCUUUUAGCAUGCUUUGGUUAUUACCAGACAUUAAAUACAUAUUUUGAUGUAUUUCUCACUAGAUUGUACAGAGAGAAUUGGGGCUUUAAAGAAGCUUACCAGCCCUACAUUGUAAAUGCCCAGAAUCUAGUGUGACUUCAAAAAUUUUAUUAUCUUCCUCAGUGCAGGCAGUUAUGUAUGUUUAAAGAUGUUUGAUCAAAAAUCCAGAGAUUCCAUUUUAAUGGAUUAAAAAAGCCUAUGGGCAUUAAAAGAUAUUUUAAAAAAGGCUAUUGACUAAAUAUCAGGAAAUAUGAUUUUGGGCAAACUCAUUUUACUUUACUGCGAAAAGACCUUAUUAAGAACUAUUAAGAUUUUUUAUUCAAUUAAUUUGUAAGACUUAAACUGCUACUUAUUUUUGAAUUGUGUAUUUUUUAAAAAACUUUUUAUACCUGAAGCUGCCAUAUCUGUCUAAUACUUACCAACUAUAAUACCAGUAAUACCAAACAUUUAAGUUUUUCCUGCUGUGGCAUACAGGCCUGUUUUUAAGAAAUAAAAUAUAUUCUUUAGAGUUUCAUCAGGAUAUGACAUGAAGUUGGUCACAUGAUCAAAUUCUAUAAUGCCCAAAGGGUAUUAUAUUACAUUUGAAUCUCAUAUUUUAUCACAGUUUAGUUUUUUCUGUAAUUUCUAUCAAAUGUUCAUUCUUUUUUUAUAAUUAUUAUUUUGGAUGUGUUUUAAAUUAUGGGAUUUUUUCAUAAUUUUAGAAAUUUUUUUUCUUUUUUGAUGUUUUCUAGAAUCAUAUGAUUUCAGAAUAUGAAGCCCCACUACAGAUGUAGAUGUCCCUAAGUAAUCAUUGUGCACAUCAUAUAUAUCUUGUGUAAGGUGAAAACUUCAGUACUUUGUAACCAAAUGACUUUUAAGUUGACUGCAUAGGUGUAAGAUUGAAUGUAAUGUUUUCUUCUGAUUAUUCUACCAAAGGUCUAGGUCAAAAGGUAAAGGUAAAUGAAAGGUCUAUGUACAAGUUUUUUUUUUGUCUUUAAAUUUUCAGAUUAAAGGUCAAAAGUAUCGACCUUUAUUAGAAUGAAAUGAAAAGACAAAUUGUCAGAAAAUUCAACACAGACCUCUAAAAACUGAGGUGGGAUCAUGUGCCAUUGAAGAGAAAGCAUCCACUGUCAACUGGUCGCAUCCUCUGUGUAACCUUUGUCUCGAUCGAGUAAAUGGAAAAAUUCCUUGACAAUUCAAUGUGAAAAUAAUGGCCUAACAAUUUGUAUGAAAGACUCAGUCAACAUCUGACCUAAUGACGGAUUGUAUUUGCAAACAAGGUUGUAUCAAACUAGCAUUUGCAAAAUGUUGACAAGAAAUGAGAUUGUUGAUAUUCUUGUAUCAACAACUUAUUUGUCAAUAGCCAGCCUUGUUUUAGAAAUUGUUCAUAAGUAGAACAUGCUCUUGCAUAUCCAAUCAGCUCCACAUGUUGGUGAUAAUAUUAGACUGUAUAAGAGAAGUAAUGGCAUGUCAAGUCAUCGUGUUUAUUAUAAAGUUUAGUUGUUACAUUGCCAUCAAUGUCUUUCUCUAGUAUUAUUUCCAUAUGUGAAACAGACGUGGAAGACUCCCUGUUUCUAAUUUCAAGUCCAGUGGGGUAUAUAUUGAAUAAGCAUAGGAAUGAAAAUAAAUACUGUUAAUUGAUAAAAGGUCAUCGAUAUAUUGUAAUGUCAAGUUCUUUUGUGUUGACUUCAGAGGUGGAAAAUUGUUAAUGUAAGUUUAAUUGUUUAUGUUUGUUAUGAGUCAAUUGAUUGAAAGUCAAAUUGAAAAGUCAAGAUUAUUGAUGUACAUGUAAGCACUCUGUGGGGAUGCUGUACAUAUAUGGCUUUUAAGUUUUCUGUUUAAUAACAUAUAAUGAUACCUUGUUGAAAUGUGUUACAUGGUUUUGUUAAUAAACUUUGGUUCUUUGAA
This is a messenger RNA of Saccostrea echinata, 4433 nucleotides long. RefSeq names its product proline dehydrogenase 1, mitochondrial-like. Bases 15 to 1889 code for a protein of 624 amino acids. NCBI's taxonomy places the organism in Eukaryota, Metazoa, Mollusca, Bivalvia, Ostreida, Ostreidae. Gene Ontology annotation, molecular function: FAD binding; proline dehydrogenase activity. The transcript has 13 exons. The record is from RefSeq and is a predicted model, not a curated record. Gene Ontology annotation, cellular component: mitochondrion.